ACCAUAUCUAACAUUCAAUAAUGGGAGUUAGGCUUUUAACUCUGUAGCCAUGGAGGAGGGAAUUAAAUGAACAAGGAUGGCAAAAACGUAAAUAAGAGAAGAAAAACGUUGCCGUAAUGGAACUUUGAAGAAGGAGAGGCGGGAGGUGGCCGCCCAAGUCUACACUAUAAAUUCCACUCCCUGCCUUACUCCAUUUCACUGCCAUUCUCAACGUUUAAAAUCGCCUCUCUCUCUCUCCCUCUCCCUGCGAAUUUCGGAAAGCUACAACGGAAGCUUCUAAAAAAAUUUUAAAAAAAUAAAAUAAAAGAAGAGAGAGACGGAGGAAGGCAACGGGAAAAAGCGAUUCGCGAACCCUAGAAAAUACGGGAAAAGCGUAGCUUGAAGUUGUGAAAUGACGCAUUAGUCCUUGCUGUUUGUGUUUUCUUUUUAGUUUUCUCUUGUUUGUUGAGCUGCCUCCCUCUCUCUCACUCGCUGGCUGGCUGGGAAACAUAUUUCUGAAGAUUGCGGAACAGACGAUAAGAUUCUGAAACUUGCUUGUCCUUGUCAAAUUCUAAUUAAAUAGCUGUCUAGCUCCUGCGGGUUCGUAGAAUCUUCAAUUACAGCAUGGUUGCCACUGCUGCUACUUCGUCAUUCUUUCCAGUUCCCUCUUCAUCUGCAGGUGCCAAGUCCACCAAGACUGGCAGUGGACCUGCUAGUUUGAGUGGAAUCAAAUCGAAAUCUGCUUCUUCUGGGGGCUUGCUGGUCAAGGCAAAUGCCCAAGCUCCUCCCAGAAUUAAUGGUUCCACGGUGGGCUUCACAACGUCCGUGCAAAAUGUGAAGAAUGAGGAUGACAUGCCGUCACCACCUCCGAGGACCGUUAUCAACCAAUUACCUGAUUGGAGCAUGCUUCUUGCUGCUAUUACAACUGUGUUUUUGGCAGCAGAGAAGCAGUGGAUGAUGCUUGACUGGAAACCAAGGCGACCUGACACGCUUAUUGACCCCUUUGGUAUCGGUAGAAUUGUUCAGGAUGGACUUAUUUUUCGCCAGAACUUCUCUAUCAGAUCUUAUGAAAUUGGUGCUGAUCGUACAGCAUCUAUAGAGACAAUGAUGAAUCAUUUACAAGAAACGGCUCUCAAUCAUGUUAAGACUGCUGGACUUCUGGGUGAUGGAUUUGGUUCAACACCAGAGAUGACUAAAAAGAACCUGAUAUGGGUGGUCACUCGGAUGCAUAUCCUGGUGGAUCGUUACCCAACAUGGGGUGAUGUUGUUCGAGUAGAUACUUGGGUGAGUGCAUCUGGAAAGAAUGGUAUGCGUCGUGAUUGGCUUGUCCGUGACAGUAAAACUGGUGAAACUCUAACAAGAGCCUCCAGUGUGUGGGUGAUGAUGAAUAAACUGACAAGAAGGUUAUCUAAAAUUCCGGAGGAGGUUCGAGGGGAAAUAGAGCCUUACUUUUUGAAUUCUAAUCCUGUUGUAGAUGAGGAUAGCAGAAAAUUGCCAAAGCUUGAUGACAACACUGCAGACUAUGUUCACAAAGGUUUAACUCCUAGAUGGAGUGAUUUAGAUGUCAACCAGCACGUUAACAAUGUGAAGUACAUUGGCUGGAUCCUUGAGAGUGCUCCACUGCCACUCCUGGAGAGUCAUGAACUGUCAGCCAUUACUCUCGAGUAUAGGAGGGAGUGUGGAAGGGAUAGUGUGCUGCAGUCUCUGACUGCCGUCUCUGACGGUGGUGGGAUAGGGAAUUUAGCAAAUUCUGGGGAGAUUGAGUGCCGGCACUUGCUUCGACUUGAGGAUAGAGCUGAGAUUGUGAGGGGAAGGACCGAGUGGAGGCCAAAGUACGCCACCAACUUCGAUAUUAUGGGUCAAUUACCUGCUGAAAGUGCUUAAGGAUCCGAUUCUUUCUCCACUGAAGUAGCACUAAUAUCCUUGUGCCACAACGCCUGUGUAGAAUCGUCCUUUUGUUCAGUUCUUGAAGUUAUACAUGAUUCUUCUUAUAUAUAUAUAUAUAUUAUAUUCCUUUCUUGGAAAAGGGAAGUAAAUCACUCUGGGCUCGGUUCCGUAAGCAGUGAAUUUGUUACGGCUCCAUUGGGUUCUCCUGACCAAGCCACUGCCCAUGAGUUGCUUACGAAGAACAUGUAAUUGUUUCUUGCUGAAAUCUCUCUCUCCAUUGAGAUUGGUUCUGGUUUUUGAACAUGUAAUGUUCGAGGGGGAGCUCUAUUUGAUUUGGCAACACAGCCUGUGCAACUUGGUUCGUAGAAUUGGUGUCAAGGCUGCCUGGAUUAUGGCCUUUACUUGGGCAACACGUGUAUAUUGUUCGUCAUUUUACCUUAAAAUCCAUUUGUUAAUAUGUUAAUGGACAGAUGUUACACAGCUGGAUUUUGUGCUUCAUUUAUUGUUAUGGGUUGUAGAUAUUAUAUUUUGUAUGUGA
Manihot esculenta (cassava) is the source of this 2404-nucleotide messenger RNA. Its product is annotated as palmitoyl-acyl carrier protein thioesterase, chloroplastic. Bases 604 to 1863 code for a protein of 419 amino acids. The transcript is spliced from 7 exons. NCBI's taxonomy places the organism in Eukaryota, Viridiplantae, Streptophyta, Magnoliopsida, Malpighiales, Euphorbiaceae. The record is from RefSeq and is a predicted model, not a curated record. Gene Ontology annotation, molecular function: fatty acyl-[ACP] hydrolase activity; acyl carrier activity. Gene Ontology annotation, biological process: fatty acid biosynthetic process.